UUUUUUUUUUUGUUUGUACAGCAACUACAACAGAUUAAUCCACGCAAGUUCAAGAAAUAAUGGUUAGUCAAGGCAAGCUAAGCUCCGGAGCUAAUUCUCCUGCUUCUUCAACCCACACGAACCAAAGUGGCAACCACCAUCACCACCAUCACCAUCAUGUCUUGGGAGUCCACAACAAUGGGUCCUCUCACAGCAUUCACAGUCAUUAUCCUCAACAAUCUCAUCCCGGUAUCCAUCACAAGGCCUAUCAUCCUGACCCAGAGGCUCUUUACCAUGACACUGGUAUUGAUUACAACCAUGUGCUUAUGAACCGAAAUGCGUCUGUGGCCAAGUUGUAUGAAGAUGCUUUGAGAUAUGAGGAUGGAUCGAUUAUUUCCUCUGAAGGAGCUCUGGUGACCAGCUCGGGCAAGAAAACAGGUCGUUCGCCCAAGGACAAGCGUAUUGUGGAUGAGCCAUCGACUUCAGCAGACAUCUGGUGGGGACCCGUGAACACUAAGCUGAGUGAGCAUGCGUUCUUAAUUAAUCAUGAACGUGCGGUCGAUUACUUGAAUACGCGUGAAAGACUCUAUGUCUUUGACGGAUAUGCAGGAUGGGACCCCAAAUACAGGAUCAAAAUCCGUGUUGUCUGUGCCCGUGCAUACCACUGUCUCUUCAUGCGUAACAUGUUGAUUCGUCCCACAGACGAGGAGCUGGAGAACUAUGGCGAGCCCGAUUUCACAAUCCUCAAUGCCGGAGCCUUCCCAGCCAACCGAUACACCACAGGUAUGACCUCAACUACCUCGGUCUCGAUCAAUUUCCGUCGUCGCGAGAUGGUAAUCCUGGGCACUGAGUACGCAGGCGAGAUGAAGAAGGGUGUUUUCACAAUCAUGCAUUACCUGAUGCCCAAGCAAGGGGUUUUGUCAUUGCAUUCAUCUGCAAACCAAGGCAAUGAUGGUGAUGUCACGCUCUUCUUUGGACUGUCCGGCACAGGCAAGACCACACUCUCAGCCGAUCCUCGCCGUCAUUUGAUUGGAGAUGAUGAGCAUUGUUGGUCUGAUACAGGGGUCUUCAACAUUGAGGGAGGAUGCUAUGCUAAAUGUAUCGAUCUUUCUGCAGAGAAGGAGCCCGAGAUCUUUGGAGCGAUUCGAUUUGGAUCAGUCUUGGAGAAUGUGGUCUUGGAUGAGGAUACCCGUCAGGUCGAUUACAGCGACGGAUCCUUGACAGAGAACACUCGGUGUGCUUAUCCAAUUGAGUAUAUCCCCAACGCCUUGAUCCCCUGUAUUGCGGGCCACCCCAAGAACAUCAUCAUGCUUACCUGUGAUGCCUUUGGUGUGUUGCCUCCAGUCUCCAAGUUGACUCCUUCUCAGGCAAUGUAUCAUUUCAUCUCUGGUUUCACAGCCAAGAUGGCAGGUACGGAGGAUGGUGUGACUGAGCCGGAGGCAACAUUCUCGGCCUGUUUUGGUCAGCCAUUCUUGGUCCUUCACCCAACCAAAUAUGCAACGAUGUUGGCGGCCAAGAUGCAAGAACAUAAGGCAGAUGCAUGGUUGAUCAACACAGGUUGGACUGGAGGUGCCUAUGGCAAGACCGGCAAACGCAUCUCACUCAAAUAUUCGCGAGCGAUCAUUGAUGCGAUCCACUCGGGUGAAUUGAAGAAAGCCGAGUAUGAGACCUACCCGAUCUUUGGACUAGAGAUCCCCAAGGCAAUUGAAGGAAUCCCAGCUGAGGUUUUGAAUCCCGCAAAGGCUUGGUCGGAAUCUGAGGGCGAGUAUGAGCAGACAGUCAAGAAACUUGCACAGUUGUUCAAUGAGAACUUUACAAAAUAUCAGGAUGAGGCUUCAGAGGAUGUCAUUGCUGCAGGGCCCAAGGUCUAAGGAGAACUAUGACCGACUGCCGCAACAAGCAAGAAACAACUGGAGGAA
Lobosporangium transversale is the source of this 1898-nucleotide messenger RNA. Its product is annotated as phosphoenolpyruvate carboxykinase [ATP]. Bases 60 to 1850 code for a protein of 596 amino acids. Gene Ontology annotation, molecular function: phosphoenolpyruvate carboxykinase (ATP) activity; ATP binding. Gene Ontology annotation, cellular component: cytosol. The transcript has 2 exons. NCBI's taxonomy places the organism in Eukaryota, Fungi, Mortierellomycota, Mortierellomycetes, Mortierellales, Mortierellaceae. Gene Ontology annotation, biological process: gluconeogenesis. The record is from RefSeq and is a predicted model, not a curated record.